UUCUACUUUCUAGCCAUGGCCAUGGCUUCUUUGAGCUCUCUCCCUCACUCUCUACAGUCCUCGCCUUCUACUUCUUCUGCAAACUAUGUUAUUCCAAGCAAACCACCCUGCCCAAAACGCCUCCGUUUUGGUUCGUCAAAUCGCCGUCACACCAAAAGCUUUGCUCCGAGAGCAGCUGUGGACGAGGUUUCUGUUCUCGAACCGCCGCCACCACAGCCGCCGUCUUCCGGAAGCAAAACCACGCCCAACCCUGAACUUGUAGCGUCUUUAAAGCUCAACCUAUUGAGUGCUGUUUCUGGGCUAAAUAGAGGUCUUGCAGCAUCGGGAGAGGAUCUACAAAAGGCAGAAGCUGCUGCCAAGGAGAUUGAAGCUGCUGGAGGUCCAGUGGAUCUCUCAACUGAUCUUGAUAAACUGCAAGGGAGAUGGAAAUUGAUAUAUAGCAGUGCAUUUUCUUCUCGUACUCUAGGUGGGAGCCGUCCUGGACCUCCCACCGGAAGGCUACUCCCAAUUACCUUAGGCCAGGUAUUUCAACGGAUUGAUAUCUUCAGCAAAGACUUUGAUAACAUAGUGGAGCUUGAACUAGGUGCUCCAUGGCCCCUGCCGCCCGUUGAAGCAACUGCCACUUUGGCCCACAAAUUUGAACUCAUAGGAUCUUCCAGGGUUAAGAUCAUUUUUGAGAAAACUACUGUGAAGACUACUGGAAACUUAUCGCAGCUUCCUCCAUUAGAGUUACCUAAGUUACCAGAAGGACUACGACCUCCGUCUAACCCAGGAAGUGGUGAAUUUGACGUUACCUACCUUGAUGCUGAUAUCCGCAUCACCAGAGGAGAUAGAGACGAGCUAAGGGUUUUUGUUGUUUCAUAGUUUCUUGUUAGUUUCUUUUCCUACUUCCAAUGUAUCUCCAUCUGUUUUGCCUCGCGUCUUCUUGGUGUCGUUUGAUCAUAUGUUGUUACUUCCAAUUGUUGUAUGCAUGAACCGGUGGAUGGAAGUUCCAGGAAAUGUUCAACGAGGAACAACACUGUAUACAUGUAAAUUUUGUAAUCGAUAAAGUGAAUCGUCUUUGUCACUUGGAUUGUAUCUGCAUUGCCUUUUCAAGUGAUAUCUAUAGGAGUUUUAGGC
Messenger RNA from Malus domestica (apple), 1119 nucleotides. Its product is annotated as probable plastid-lipid-associated protein 6, chloroplastic. The record is from RefSeq and is marked provisional. Lineage: Eukaryota; Viridiplantae; Streptophyta; Magnoliopsida; Rosales; Rosaceae.